This is a messenger RNA of Bufo bufo (common toad), 5604 nucleotides long. RefSeq names its product USP6 N-terminal like (gene USP6NL). Lineage: Eukaryota; Metazoa; Chordata; Amphibia; Anura; Bufonidae. The coding region runs from base 175 to 2655 and encodes 826 amino acids. The transcript has 14 exons. The record is from RefSeq and is a predicted model, not a curated record.
UUCCCUGUGAGAUGCGGAAGUUGGCCCCCAGCAGUCAGACGGGUGGACCGGAAGAAGCUGUGAGGACCAGGGAUGUCCGGCUGGGGCAGUACAGUGCCCGGGGCCCCGGGAGUCUUGCGGAGCUGAGGACGCAGCGGAGGACAGCUUGAGAGCGUGUGUUCUCUCGCUCCAGCUAUGAAUCCAGAACAGGAUGUGGCUGUUAAAUCUGCACAAGAACGAGCUGACAUAGUUGCCAAAUAUGACAAGGGCAGAGAAGGUGCACAGAUUGAACCUUGGGAGGAUGCGGAUUACCUAGUCUACAAGGUCACCGAUAGAUUUGGCUUCCUCCAUGAGGAAGAACUACCAAUUUAUGAUGGAGCAUUAGACAGGCAAAAGUUUCUAGAAAUUGAGAGGACCUCCAAAUGGCUGAAAAUGUUGAAGAGCUGGGAUAAGUACAAAAACUCUGAAAAGCUUCACCGAAGAAUUUACAAGGGCAUUCCCCUUCAGCUACGAGGUCAAGUAUGGUCUUUAAUACUGGAUGUCCCAAAAUUAAAAGAAGACAAAAAAGACCUUUAUACGGUUCUGAAACAAAAAGCGAGAAUUCUUUCUCCUGAUAUCAGACAGAUUGAUCUGGAUGUGAACCGAACAUUUCGAGACCACAUAAUGUUCAGAGAUCGAUAUGGUGUUAAGCAACAGGCUUUAUUUCAUGUGUUGGCGGCAUAUUCACUGUAUAAUACGGAGGUUGGAUACUGUCAGGGAAUGAGCCAGAUUACUGCAUUAUUACUUAUGUACAUGAAUGAAGAAGAUGCCUUUUGGGCCCUUGUCAAACUGUUCUCUGGGUCCAAACAUACAUUGCAUGGUUUUUUUGUUCCAGGUUUUCCAAAGCUAUUACGAUUUCAGGAGCAUCAUGAUAAAAUAAUGAAGAAAUUUAUGCCUAAACUUAAGCAGCACUUUGAAACUCAGGAACUCUAUACAAGUCUUUAUACCAUGAAGUGGUUUUUCCAGUGCUUCCUAGAUCGGACUCCUUUCACGCUAAACCUGAGGAUAUGGGACAUUUACAUACUUGAUGGUGAUCGAAUUCUUACUGCAAUGUCCUACACAAUUGUGAAGCUACAUAAAAAAUACUUAAUGAAGCUGACAAUGGAAGAUCUAAUAGAGUUCCUGCAGGAGAGCCUUGCUAACAAUUUUGGUUAUGAGGAUGACUACGUGAUUGAACAGCUCCAGCUCUCAAUGACCGAGCUAAGGCGAGCAAAGCUUGAUCUCCCCCCUCCAGGCAAAGAAGAAGAACAGCCUAAAAAACCUCUUGGUCAAAUUCCUUCCGAACCUGUUCAUAUACUAACAAAUCAUGUUAUGAAUGGGCAGAAGAGUACCAGCAAGCUUCCAAAUCAAGUGAAACAUGAAAAAGUUCCCUCUCCAACUAAAACACAGCAAGCAUCACCAACUGAGAAGAGGAGAAAGAAUUCCAUUGAUAAGUCAACCUUGAAAUCCAUAAAGAGAGAAUCUGGGGAAUAUCGUGUUGAGCAGUUGAAGGCCGAUGGACAUCAAAGGAAACUUCCUCAACCUGUUACUCCUUCUCAGGACAAAGUUAAAUACUAUGACCAUGCUGCCGCUAACCAAAACACAAAUGCAACUUCGAGUUCAUCAAAGCCAAUCGCUCCUAAAUGGAAUUUGCCAUCCGAAUCAAAAAAUAAAGAGCUUCUUCUAAAGCACAUAAGUGAUGGAAGGGGCAACCCACCAGAAUAUAGAGUUUCAAGUCAGUCUGAAUCUCAGGGUUUGGCAGUGAAGCAGAAAAAUAGAGUUUUUGAUUCAGGUGGUAAGAGAGGGUCCAAUGCAUCACAGUAUGAUAAUGUUUCCGGUGGUGAAAAUGAGAUUGACAAUCAUGUUGAAGAUUUAAGGCGACAGUCAGAAUUGUCUGACAGAAAUGUGAUGUAUUUUAAUAGCACUUCAUCACGUGUUCUUUUAAAAGGAUCCAGUCCACCAGGAGCAACUGAUAGUAAUUAUCCUAUUGGCACGCAGUCACGCUCUCCAGGGCCUUUAGCACCAUUUCAGGGUACUGGUGAUGGGUACAGUCUAAAACAACCACCUCCUUCCUACAGCAGCCCACCAAUUUAUCCAGAUAAUACAAAAUACUCAAUAAGUAGAUUAAAUAAUGAGCACCAUUCACCAAAAUUGAUUGGUCCAUUAAGUCGAUCCUAUGAUCGCAGUUUUGAUUUUCCUUCAGAUAAAAUACCCGUGACCUCUACUGCUAGGCAAAAUCCAGUUACAUCACCUUCCCAUAGAAUUGAAGUUCUACCUGCAGAAGAGAAUGCUACUCUACGCUUAGGUAAUUUUAAUCAGAGGGAAAACCACAGAUAUAUUGUCCCACCGAUCGAUUACCAAGUGGACCACACAUUCCUUCCUGAAGUGUCUUUUGGGACUUUUGGACAACCAUUAAACCGAGAGGCAUCAAGAAGCUAUUUGUCUAAUCUGCAAUAUUCCCCAAGCUCACCUCAGCCCUCAAGCCCAGUGAAAAUGUUUUCUUCUGUAUCUGUUAAUAGUCCAGUGAGGCUAAGGACUUCACCACAGAGUGAACAAGUAACUCCACCACGGUAUCUGCAUUCAAAACCUGGAGUUAAUGCACCGCACUUUCGAAAUCCUCGUGAUGGACUAAUAAUGCAUGAGUCUGUGAUGCUGUGAACUGUAUAUUCCUAAUGGUGUCAUAGUGGAAUUUGGUUGCUUUGUUUUUACAAGCAACAUUUCAAGCAUGAACUUUUUGAAUCGCUUAAGGUUGUGUGGAAGGAGACAUUAUACCGUAACAUAUACAUGAAAACAUUCAAUAGAGUUGACAUAGACUUACCAACUAGGUGUUAAAUCCGGUUCUUAGAAUGUUCGAUAUGUAGCCUUUUAUGUACAUAUAUGUUCUGAGAUAUUUAUUGAUUCUUUAGCUACUUAACUUUAGUGCCUCGAUAGCAGAUUUUUUGGUUCAAGGAAUUAUUUAAAAGACUUUUGGUGAUACAAGCAAUAUUUAAAGAGGUAUUCUUAUCUUACACAUUGAUGGAAUAUCGCUAGGUUAUGUCAUCAAUGUGGGACCUGCUUCUCUCUCCAGAACAGGCCCUCCGAAGUGAAGGGAAAACAACCAAGCAUGCGUGGCCACCUCCUGUUUACUACUAUGGGAGUUCAGAAAAAUGCCAGCACUGGCUCUGCUAUUUCCAGCAGUCCCAUAGCAGUGAAUGGAGGGAUGGACAAGCAUGCACGAUGCACUCUCCUUACAUUGCUAUUGGACCUCUUAAAAUAGCAUGGCAUGCUCACUUUCACUUCUUGGGCCCUGUCCUGGAGAUAGGUGUGGGUCCCACCUCUGGCAUAUGCGACCUAACCUAUCUGACAUUGAUGCAAUAUCCUAGCAAUAUGCCAUCAAUGUCUGAGAUGGGAAUAUCCCUUAAAGGUGAACAUUAUGAAACAGUAUUCCUUUAAUCUAAGAAUACAUUUAGGGGUUCCUCCUAACAUAUUAAUGUAUUCAGAGCCUCUGGAAGUCAUUAGACUGUUACAGUACCUGCUUCAAUACAUUGGUAUACUUAUUCAGCAAAGUCAGUUCAAAGACGUGCCUAUUACUUUGUGCUAUCUUUAACUUUUUGAUAUAUUUGAGACUAAUGAAAGUUUUAAUUUAAACUCCAGGUGAGUAUCAUGACUUUUUUGGGUUCAGUAACUGGAGGUCAAAGCUUGCUGGAGUUAUUCUGUUCCUGUAGUAUGAAAGUAUUAUAAGGAUGAAUGUAUGGCUUUUGAUGAUGGUUCCGUACUUGAGAGAACCUUUUCUCAGUACUUCGGCAUUGAGCAGCAGCUGCUAUAGAUUCUGCCUAGGUUGUAUUCGGCUUAAUGGUGUGUCUUCCAACAACUCUGGCCUAUUCACACUGUAAAAUGCUUUAUUGUAUCCAUUUGACACUGUGCACUUUACCAAUAUUGAUUUUGAAAGUGCUGUACCAGCUGUGAGAUGUAGCUGCUGAGUGCAUCCCAUGCAAAACAAAAGCUAAUGCAAUAAGGUCAGAAUGUCCAAAUUUAAAGUUACAGAAAACCCAGAUUACCAAUGACUGAGUACAUUGCCCAAACUCCUUUGUAUGGUGUAGCAAGCCUUCUCUAUAGUGAAUUUAACUGAAGUUUUUAGUAUGUGCCUAUGGAGGAUGGUAGCACUUCAGUGCACAUUAUUGUAAUUGGAUUUACCAGUAGUUAUGUUGCUUUGUUUUUAAACCUUACUUUUCCUCUAGGCAACCCCUCCAAGUAUCUCUGUAAGACUAGUAGUCUAGAGAAGGUUUCUAUCACAUGCCCCUUAAUAUCUCUAUACGGUUGCUGCAGUGCUGUGUGUGGUGCCUUGACGGAUACCUCUUGUUCAUCUGUGAUGAUCCACAAUGUAUUUAUAGCGCUUGUUCCCCUUCUUAACAUCACUGUGCAUUGUCUUUCUUCCAGAUACAUAGUAUUUGUAAUGUUUACAUAAUUUGGAUCGGGUUGAACUAGAAAGUGUGUAUUUGCAGCAAUAUCUCCUACAAUUACACUCCUGUGUGUGUACUUUGUCUCCUCCAAAAACAUAAUACUUAGCAGUUGAUUGCUAAAUAGGUAGACGUUACAGUUUUUUGUCUUUUGUGCUCAUUAUUUUAUACAUGCUUUCAGCUGAAUCUAUCCCCGCCUUCGGUAAUCAUGCACUCUGCUCCUACAGCAUGUGUCUUUCACUAUGUGCCUUUGCUUUUAAUGGCUUAAUGUCUGCUGUUUUAUCAUUAUACUAUCACACCUUUUAUGAAGCAAUGCAUUGUGUGCUGAAAUGACACUAAAAGUUAAGAGAAGGCAAAUCAAUUUGAAUUUUGUUUCCAAGUGCUGGGUUGAGUGGGUUUUUACCUACUUCUGAUUGACACAUUUUUCUUUUGAUGUUUUUUUUUAUUUUUUUUAUAUGCAUUCUUUAACUGUUCCAGGAAAAGAGUAUAAUUUUAGUCAUUUCAGCUUUCGCACAGCAGCGUCACAAACCAAAGUAGUAUUGCACCAGGGCAUGUUUCUUUGCAGGGAACACACAAUACCUUAAUUACAUAGAAGAAUUAAUGUUUCUUUUUCAUAUUCCAUAAUUAUUAAAGUUGGAUCAGGAAAGUAGUAUUUUUAUGUCUUCAGGUUUUAAGGUACAGUUGUAAUGCAUUUUAUGUGUAUAUAAAAAAAAAAGAUAAAACUAGGUAGCUGUGCAGUAGUAAUAUCUGCAUGAGUGAUAUUUGUGUAUAUGGUUGAUUAGAACAAGUGUUAACAGAUAGCUGAACACUACAGUACAUUACAACAAAUGACUAAAUGCUUUUUUUUUCUGUUUUUUCUUUUUUUUUCUGUUGUCUGUGUUGCCGAUUAUUUCCAGAAAUACAGAAAUGAUUCAUAAUACAAUGUAUAUAAAUGUGACUGUAAUAAUACUCAUUUCCUAAUUGCGAGCCUGCGAUUCUUAAUCAAGCUGUACAAUAUACUGUGCUGAGCUGGUAACAACUGCUCCUAAAAAUGUAUCGAUCAUGUUAAAUAUUGUAGAUUUUAUGUAUAAAUCUAUACAUACUAUUUUCAUAUGUCAUCCUCUACAGUUUUUAAUUGUUCUUUUUAAUGUGACUGUAUUUUUAAUACGUUAAAGAUUAAUAUUAUUAAGUA